This is a messenger RNA of Orbicella faveolata, 2278 nucleotides long. RefSeq lists its product as uncharacterized. The record is from RefSeq and is a predicted model, not a curated record. Lineage: Eukaryota; Metazoa; Cnidaria; Anthozoa; Scleractinia; Merulinidae.
UUAUUGAACCCGGCAAAAAUUUGAAAUCUCUCCCUCCCCCUAACAAUACACAUCACUCUAUCAGUCUGGGGAAAAUUUCAACAACAUGGCGGCCGCGACGAACGGUCGUCGCUUCACUCGUUCUCGGAAAACAACUACUCCCGAUGACCCUACAGAGAAGCCAGCAUACGAACCACCACCUCUUUCCCUUCGUUCGAGUAAGGCUGCUUCCACUGGCGUCGUCCUAAAGGGCAAUUGUGCCGUGGUGAUUACAAAACUGCAGUUGGAAAACACUAAGAACACUGAAAAAGCUAAUAGACAAUCACCUGCACGAAAACGAACUAGAGUGGACAAUGGAGACGUGAAUAGAGUUGAAGACGAAAGUGAAACAAAGAGAACAAGAGCUGCACAGAAGGAAAGUGAGACAGGAGAAUGGGCAUCCAGCAGGAAGGAAAAAGAAGCCCAAUCUACUUCAAAACAAAGAACUGCAAAGAAGAGUGUGGUAGUUACUGAAGAAUCACAUGACUCUUCUACUCUGUCUGAAGUUGAGAGUGAGGAUCAGGAGAGCUCAUCUGAUUCUAAAUCAGAAUCAGGCAUGGCAUCUGGGUACACAUCAUCAUCAUUAUUAUCAUCGACAUCACACAGGGAGAGUGAUUCACCAGUACCGACAAGUGAACUGUCGGACAGCUCAGAUGGCAUUGAAAGCAGUUCAGAUGAGUCAUCUUCAAGUGGAGAUGUUUUAAGAUGGUGCACAAGGAAAAGUCCUAGAAAACUAGCUCAAGCUAAGUCAAGAGAAAAGAUUGCAGAACUUUGUAAACCUGAGUCAGAUGAUACAUUAUCACCAUCAUCUAGUGACUCAUCAUAUUCAGAGUAAAAAAAAAUAACUUAUUUUAAAUUCAUACAUUAGAUUAGCAAUUAUUAAUUUAUUGUUGAUUUGUAAGUAUGAUUAGUUUAUUGCUUGUCAUUUAUUAUUUGCAUACAAAACAGUGCUUUUAUGUCAUAUUAUAGAUACUUUUUACUCUGGAUGAAGAUACAUGUAUGGUGACAUGAUAGGUGUCUGUUAGACUGUAGAUUCAAAAUCAGUGGAAAAGUCAAAUCUGCAAGCUGUUCACAUGGGUCAGGUUUCAGCAAGAGGCCACUUGGAACUACUUAAUGACUAAAUACAAACAGCUUGGUCAAGGUGGUUCUUUUCAGGGUUUACAGCAUGUUACAUUUCUGCUUUAAAUGAAAACUUUUCUGUUUGUACAUUAACUGCAUUGUUUUAUCCAUUUAAUAUUCACCAUACUUUGCAAAGAUCAAUCAGAAAUAUGUACUGUAUCUGUUUGGGCUUAUUUUAAGUUGACUUAUUUUAAGUCAAUUUAUGUAAUCUAUAUUUUUAAGAGAAUUUAUUUAAAAACAAGGGUUACUUCUGGUGUAAUGUAAUGUAUACCCCUGCUAGCAGAGAUUUCUUUCUGGCAAGUCUUUUAGCAUGUACGAAGUCAUUCGCUUCUUUUGUAUUUUGCAUAGUCAGGUUGUUUACUUCCCCGAGAGGAAGUAAACAACCCGACUACGCAAAAUACAAGAGAUGUGAACAACUUCGUAACAUACUAAAAGACUUGCCAGAAAGAAACCUCUGCUAGCAGGGUAGGUAAUGUAUGGGUAUAUGCAUGUACAGUGUGCUCGAGGCUAAAGUUAGUGAACUAGCCAAAAGCUAGGAAAGAAAACAGAGUUCUGGGUAUAUGUUGUUCUUCUGAAGACUACCUAAGUGAAGUAUUUUUUUAAUAUAAUAUGUACAGUUAGUUUUAAGGAGCAUAUUUGUUUGUUUCCAUCCGGGUUGCACAUAUCAGCCUUGUUAGCAAUAUUAGCACACUUGAUGCUAUAGCAAAUUUUGAGUUCAAAUGUGUACAAAAACAGCUGGUGCUGGGGUUUACAGUCAUCUUUUUUUUAAUCUUUAUUAACAAUAACUUACAUUAAAUAGCAACAGAUACAUGUGGGCCACUUUUAAUGUUUUAAUAUUGUGCUCUUGACUGGGAGCUUGCAGGAAAACAAAAGAUACCACAUUGAGCAAGGAAGAUAAAUUGUUUGGUAAUUUCUUAAAUUGUACUUUAAACCUCAAUGUUACAAUACUGAAGGUAGUCAAUAACAAAAUAACCAGUAAUAUGAUUUUACACAUCCAUACAUGUGUAAUAUUUCUAUCAUUUUCCAAAAAGGUGGAGUUUGGCAGUAUCAAAAUAGCUUCAAAAACAGUGAUUACUUGAAUGCCCCAGUUACAUAACUAUAUAGAAGUAACCAAGCAAAAUAAAGAAAGAGUUUGAUGUCA